Molecule: messenger RNA, 2172 nt
Organism: Aspergillus costaricaensis CBS 115574
Lineage: Eukaryota; Fungi; Ascomycota; Eurotiomycetes; Eurotiales; Aspergillaceae
Product: ATP-dependent DNA helicase 2 subunit KU80
Exons: 10
Coding region: 1-2139 (712 amino acids)
Biological process (GO): double-strand break repair via nonhomologous end joining; DNA recombination; telomere maintenance
Cellular component (GO): Ku70:Ku80 complex; nucleus
Molecular function (GO): telomeric repeat DNA binding; double-stranded DNA binding; damaged DNA binding
Source: RefSeq, a predicted model, not a curated record
AUGGCCGAUAAAGAGGCAACUGUCUAUAUCGUGGACUGUGGCAAGUCCAUGGGAGAGCGCCGUCAUGGUCGCGAAGUGACGGAUCUCGACUGGGCGAUGCAGUAUGUUUGGGAUCGCAUCACAGGGACGGUGGCCACCGGACGAAAAAUGGCUUUGAUCGGUGUUCUUGGGCUGAGGACAGAUGAUACCGCGAAUGAAUUGGAGGAUGAUUCUGACUAUUCGCAUAUCUCGGUUUUAUCUGGCAUUAAGCAGUUCCUUAUGCCGGAUAUCCGGAGUUUGAGCGAUCGCAUAAAGCCUAGCAAGACUAAUAAGGGAGACGCUAUCUCUGCGCUUGUUCUCGCGAUCCAGAUGAUUAUCACCCAAUGCAAGAAACUGAAGUACAAGCGCAGGAUUGUCCUGGUUACUAAUGGGCAGGGCCCGAUGAACCCGGACAAUCUUAGUGAGAUAACGAAGAAGAUUAAGGAGGAUAAUAUUGAGCUUAUCAUCUUGGGACCGGAUUUUGAUGAUCCUGACUACGGAGUGAAGGAGGAAGAUAAAGAUCCACGAAAGGCGGAAAACGAAGCACUCCUGCGUAGUCUGGCCGAAGACUGCGAUGGAGCCUAUGGAACCCUAGAACAAGCUGUUGCGGAGCUAGAAACACCUCGUGUUAAGAGCACAAGGAUAACGGCAAGCUUCAAGGGCCAUUUACAGCUAGGAAACCCCGCAGAAUAUGAUACUGCAGUUCGAAUUCCCGUGGAGCGCUACUACAGGACAUACGUUGCGAAGGCGCCGUCGGCUAGUCAGUUCACAGUACGUAACGAAGAGGAGAUGGAAGCGGCGGGAGCGGGCUCGCAAGAUGGUAGUUCUCUUGUAGGUGUUCGAAACAGCAGAUCCUACCAAAUUGACGAUGGGACUACUGAAGACGGAGUGACAACCGUGGAUCGAGACCAACUUGCCAAAGGUUACGAGUACGGGCGGACAUUGGUCCCUAUCAGCGAGACGGAUGAGAAUAUCACCACCCUGGAGACAUUUGCGGCUAUCGAACUUCUUGGGUUCAUACAGAGCGAUCGAUAUGAUCGGUACAUGCACAUGUCGACGACAAACAUCAUCAUUGCGCAGCGCGCCAAUGACAAGGCAGCACUCGCUCUUUCCUCCUUCAUACAUGCACUCUUCGAGCUGGAAUCGUAUGCUGUUGCCCGUACGGUGCUGAAAGAGAACAAGCCCCCUGUCAUAGUUGUGCUUGCACCAUCAAUCGAACCCGACUACGAGUGUCUCCUCGAGGCGCAAUUGCCAUUCGCAGAAGACGUACGAACGUACCGCUUCCCUCCACUCGACAGGGUCGUUACAGUGUCUGGUAAAGUGGUGACGCAGCAUCGCAACCUGCCCAGCGACGAUUUGCUGAAUGCAAUGGACAAAUACGUGAAAAUUAUGGAGCUCACCGAUACGGACGAGAACGGUGACCCGACGGAAUCUCUCCCAAUCGACGACUCCUUCUCACCAGUCCUGCACCGCAUCGAUUCUGCCGUCCGCCAUCGUGCCAUCCAUCCUAACGACCCUAUUCCCCCCCCUGCCCCAGUCCUAACAAAGUUCUCCCACCCUCCGGAUGACCUCGUUGAGAAGUCCAAGAAAUACCUAGACAAGCUAGUAGCAGUAUCAGACGUCAAGAAAGUCCCACCAAAAACCAAGGGCACCAAACGAUCCCGUGAAACGGAGAAGCCACUAUCUGGUCUCGACGUGGAUGCACUUCUCCACCAAGAGAAGCGCACAAAGAUCUCACCCAACAAUGCAAUUCCCGAAUUCAAGCAGACGCUCUCGCAGGCAGAGAACAUCGACACAAUCAAAGAUGCAGUGAAGCAGAUGAGCACUAUCAUCGAAGACCAAAUCAGACACAGUCUUGGCGAUGUUAAUUAUCCUCGGGUCGCUGAGGGGCUAGUUGUGAUGCGGGAAGAAUUGAUCGAUUAUGAGGAACCUGCGCUGUAUAAUGAUUUCUUGAAGCAGCUGAAGGAGAAGUUGUUGAAGGAGGAGCUUGGUGGGGAUAGACGGGAGCUGUGGUGGCUGCUCAGGAGGAGUAAGUUGGGGUUGAUUGACAAGGGGGAGUCGGAUCGGUCUGAGGUGGAGGAAGAGGAGGCGAAGGCGUUUAUGUCUAUGGCUGCUAAGUGAAGACUGGGGUAUUCUGAUAAGGCUUAGUUCUCC